Molecule: messenger RNA, 2180 nt
Organism: Engraulis encrasicolus (European anchovy)
Lineage: Eukaryota; Metazoa; Chordata; Actinopteri; Clupeiformes; Engraulidae
Product: CD209 antigen-like
Exons: 18
Coding region: 29-1906 (625 amino acids)
Molecular function (GO): signaling receptor activity
Source: RefSeq, a predicted model, not a curated record
UUCUCAGCUUCUUCCAUCUAACUCUCACAUGGCAGCUACUUCACUGGAGAUGGACAUUGGGAAGCGGGAGGACUGCACAGCAUGCGCGGUGAAGGAUACCACUGUGGAAUACAAGAGCAUGGACAUGGAGGAGGGACAAACACAAUGGAGGAAAGAGGACAAUUCAUCCAAGAGGGCAAAACCUACUAGCCGUUUGAGCUCAAAAGCAUGCGCCAUUGUCCUCACAACUGUUCCACUGUUCCUGAUUCUUCUCACCAUCGUGUCAUUGAAAUUUAGUCAACAGGACAGCAUGCUGAGGGAGCUGGAGAGCAAGACUGACCAGGUGGCCUCCUCUAUACACUCACUACCAGCAAAGCUGCAGCAAACAGCAACUCCGAGUCAAGAAAUAGAUAACGAGCUGCCAGAGGUGAAGAGUGCAGUGACAAACCUCGGGGCAUCGAUGACUAGACUGUCAACGGAAUUACAUGGUGCAGUUAGUCUGCAUGACCAGAGGCUGCAGGGACUUGAAGUGGCCGUGAAUAACAUGUCGUCCUCAUUAGACACGAUCCCCUCUCAGCUGCAACAAACAGUGACACAAGAGGGUGGCAGGAUGACUUCUCUGGAACAGUCUGUCACUGGACUCUCAACCUCUAUGAUCACAAUGUCUUCUGACCUACAAGAGUCAGUUGGUCAAAAUGACCAGAGGCUGCAAAGGCUUGAAACUGCAGUGAAUGGCAUCUCAACAUCUCUUGGCACAAUUCCUUCACAGCUACAACAAACAGUUAGUCUACAUGACCAGAGACUGCAGGGACUUGAAGUUGCUGUGAAUAACAUGUCAUCCUCACUAGACACGAUGCCCUCCAAGCUGCAACAAACAGUUACACAAGAGGGAGGCAGGAUGACCUCUCUAGAACAGUCCAUCACAAGACUCUCCACCUCUAUGAACAAGAAGUCUUCUGACCUCCAGGAAAAAGUUGGUCAAAAUGACCAGAGGCUGCAAAGUCUUGAGACUGCAGUGAAUGGCAUCUCUACAUCUCUUGGCACGAUUCCUUCACAGCUACAACAAACAGUUAGUCUACAUGACCAGAAGCUGCAUGGACUUGAAGUUGCCGUGAAUAACAUGUCGUCCUCACUAGACACAAUUCCUUACCAGCUGCAACAAACAGUGGCACAAGAGGGAGGCAGGAUGACUGCUCUGGAACAGUCCAUCACAAGACUCUCCACCUCUAUGAACGAGAAGUCUUCUGACCUCCAGGAGAAAGUUGGUCAAAAUGACCAGAGGCUGCAAAGGCUUGAAAUGGCAGUGAAUGGCAUUUCAACAUCUCUUGGCACAAUUCCUUCACAGCUACAACAAACAGUUGGUCAAAAUGGGCAGAAGCUGCAAAGGCUUGAAACUGCAGUGAAUGGCAUCUCCACAUCUGUUGGGUCAAAGCUACAACUAACAGAUCAAAAACUCAUGACAGCACUGGCUAACCUCACAGCUGAGAUCUUGAGCAUCAAGCAGCAAAAAGGUUCUCCCAAGUAUCGUUGCCAGAACAACUGGAUUGCCAAGGGGUCCAGUUGCUACCUCUUUUCUUCCAACAAGCUGGCCUGGCAUGCUGCUAGAGACUAUUGUAGGACACAAGGAGGCUUGCUCUUAGUCUUAAACAAUGCAGAGGAGUGGACAUUCAUUACCACAAACUCAGUACCUGUACAUUACUGGGUGGGCCUCACAGACGAGAUCAAUGAGGUGUGGCGAUGGGUGGACGGGACUCCGCUUGUGAUGGAUAAAAGCCAGUGGGAGCCUGGCCAGCCAGACAACUGGACACACCAUGGUCGAGGGGGAGGAGAGGACUGUGCAUCACUGGAGGAGUUAGCUAAGCUGAACGAUGGCCACUGCUCCGAACCACGCAAAUACAUCUGUGAGAAAGCAGCCACUGAAGACUGAGCAAUGGGCCUUUUUGUCAUGACAUCAUACCUUCGAUUCAAUGCAAUUGAAGCAAGUGGCAUCCGGUGACAAGGACACGUUACCGUUUAGUUUUCUGUCUGAAACUGGUAAUCACUUAUACAUGCUUCGAUUCAAAACAGAAUUUGUUUGACAUCAUAACGAGAAUUAAGUAGAAAGUAGGUGGAGCAGACGGUCUUGAUAUUUCAUCUUUGCUAAAUGUUCUGAUUUCUGGUAAGGAUAUAGACUGUCUUGUCUGUCUAAUUAAUGCAUCUCU